Seriola aureovittata is the source of this 2100-nucleotide messenger RNA. It is a transcript of the gene gba1, whose product is annotated as glucosidase, beta, acid. Bases 165 to 1733 code for a protein of 522 amino acids. The transcript has 12 exons. Gene Ontology annotation, biological process: glucosylceramide catabolic process. Lineage: Eukaryota; Metazoa; Chordata; Actinopteri; Carangiformes; Carangidae. The record is from RefSeq and is a predicted model, not a curated record. Gene Ontology annotation, molecular function: glucosylceramidase activity.
CACAUGACUGCUGCCAGAAGUCCAUUUCCUCGCCGCAACAAACUUAACGGGGAAGCGGUCUCCGGUAUGGCAGACCGGACGAACGUGAGGUGACGGUGGAGUGUAGAUAUUUGAAUUACCUCACAGGGCAUGCCAGAGUUUCUGUCAGGCCCCUCUGAGAUAAAAUGGCGCUGUCGUUGCCAGUAGCUGUGCUUUUGGCUCUUGUUUUCCUCACAGCACAAGUGACCCUCUCAACAGAAAGCAAUAAAUGUGUUGCCAGAAACUUUGGCCAUGACUCAGUGGUGUGUGAGUGUAAUUCAACAUACUGUGACAGUGUUGGGUCCGUAACCCUGCCUCCACUGGGUCAGUACUCCUCCUACCUGAGCAGCAUGGCGGGCAGCAGACUACAGCGAGGCCAGGGUCAGGUCCAGGUGAACAGCACGGAGGCAGGCCUCAGGUUGACUAUCGUUCACUACCAGAAGUACCAGAAGAUCAGGGGAUUUGGAGGAGCUAUGACAGACGCAGCAGCCAUCAACAUCCUGUCCCUGUCUGCUGGUGCACAGGACCAGCUGCUACGACAGUAUUUCUCCAGUGAAGGUAUCGGCUACAGCGUGGUGCGAGUCCCCAUGGCCAGCUGUGACUUCUCCACCCGUCUGUACACCUACGCUGACACACCUGGAGACUACAACCUGGACAACUUCACUCUGGCCCAUGAAGACAUCAACAUGAAGAUCCCUCUCCUGCAGCGUGCUCAGGCCUUGUCUCCUCACCCCCUGUCCCUGCUGGCUAGCGCCUGGAGCGCCCCCGCCUGGAUGAAAACUAAUGGUGCACUGAUAGGAAAGGGCUUCCUGAAUGGCCAUCCUGGUGGCAAAGAGCAUAAAACAUGGGCUCAGUACUAUAUCAGAUUCCUUGAGGAAUAUGCUAAAUAUAACUUGACCUUCUGGGCUUUGACCACAGGGAACGAGCCCUCUGCAGGACAGUUGACAAACUACAGUUUCCAGGCUCUGGGCUUCACGCCUGAGGAGCAGCGGGACUGGGUGGCUCUGGACCUGGGCCCUGCUCUGCAUGCUUCAUCAUACCCACACACUCACAUCCUCAUACUGGAUGACAACCGCCUGCUGCUGCCUCACUGGGCCAAAGUGGUCCUAAAUGAUGUUCAUGCAGGAAGGUAUAUUCACGGUGUGGCAGUUCACUGGUACAUGGACCGCCUUGUCCCAGCUGGGAUAAGCCUGGGAGUCACGCAUCAUCUCUAUCCGGAGUAUUACCUGUUUGGCACGGAGGCCUGUGCUGGGUGGAGCCCACUAGACAGAGGGGUGAAGCUGGGGAGCUGGGACAGGGCUGAACAGUACGCACAUGACAUUAUAGAGGACUUAAAUCACUAUGUGGUUGGCUGGACUGACUGGAACCUGGCAUUGGACCAGACUGGUGGACCAAACUGGGUUAAAAACUUUGUGGACAGUCCUGUUAUAGUGGACGCAAAGCGCGACAUCUUCUACAAGCAGCCAUCUUUCUAUAGCAUGGCCCAUUUCAGUAAAUUCCUGUGGGAGGGGUCUCGGAGAGUGGGGGUGUCUGCCAGUCGGAAAACAAACCUGGAAUACACCGCCUUCGUCAGACCAGAUGGCUCAGUAGUGCUCAUCGUGCUCAACAGGUCAUCAUCAGUGAUCCAGUUUGAAGUCUGGGAUCCGGCUGUGGGCUACAUCACCUCCACUGCUCCGGCUCAUUCAUUGCUCACACUUGCUUGGAACACACACUGACCAUAAAUGCGAGGGUAUAGGUAUAUUUCUACCACCUGCCCUGCUUUUCAGCAUAGCACAGAUUGAUUUCGUUGGUCACUUAAAAUAACAUUGACUCAUUUAACAGGCAGCCAAAAUCUUAAUAUGCCUUUUCUUGUGCACCAGUUCUUAUCAGGGAUGGUACCUGGAAGCAAUGAAUGUAUCAACUCACCAGAAUUACCUAUGCUCAAGUGUGCCUUGUGAUUUCCAGCUAAUAAGACGCUUUGUGUCCUCACCAUGUCAAAUCUCAGAAGAAAUCAUAUAAAUAAUGUACAGAGCUUGUAUAUGCCUUCUUUUGUUGCUAUUUAAUUUUUUGAAUUUUAAAUAAACCACACAUUCUUCUAAAAUA